Theobroma cacao (cacao) is the source of this 2818-nucleotide messenger RNA. RefSeq names its product DNA ligase 1 (gene LIG1). Gene Ontology annotation, molecular function: ATP binding; DNA binding; DNA ligase (ATP) activity. The record is from RefSeq and is a predicted model, not a curated record. Lineage: Eukaryota; Viridiplantae; Streptophyta; Magnoliopsida; Malvales; Malvaceae. Gene Ontology annotation, cellular component: mitochondrion; nucleus. Gene Ontology annotation, biological process: lagging strand elongation; DNA repair; DNA biosynthetic process.
CCAGUUCCCGCCAUUUCUCUACUGGUAUCUUUCAAGCUUUCGAGACGCUCUUUCUUGGUCGCUGAUACUAUUUUUUGUUUUUGGAAAGUCUUAUUUGAAUGCUGACGUUUCGUCCAUGCCAUCUGCUUCGCCAUACUUGUCUUUCUCGACCUCUCAACCUUCGCUUUCCUCCAUCUUCCUCCCAUUUCCUCCCCUCUAAACCCUCUUUCUUUCGCCCUCCACCCCUCUUUCUUUCCCCCUUAAACCCUUACUCCAACAUGUCUUCUCGUCCCUCCGCCUUCGAUGCUCUCAUGUCCAACGCUCGCCGUUUAGCGGCAAAGAAAAACAGUUCCUCUUCUUCACCCACCAAGAAACGCAAAUCCCUCGAUUCAUCGCCAUCGAAGACCCAAAGCCCUAAUUCGACCAAAACCCAGGAUUCUACCGAGGUCAAGCCCGACCAAGAAAGCGAUAUUAAUGGAAUUGAAAAGCCCAUUGAAGAUUCCCCAAAAGCCAAUGCAGAUGAGACGCAGAAACCUCCCGAUUCGAAGAAAAUGAAGGUGGUGAGUGUGUCGGAGAGAAAUGCGGAAUUGAAGGGGAAAAUUGGGUCACUGAAGAAGAAGCCGGCGGAUUUUGACCCGAAAAUGGUGGCGUGUUGGGAGAAAGGAGAGAGGGUGCCAUUUUUGUUUCUUUCUUUGUCGUUUGAUUUGAUAUCCAACGAGACGGGUCGGAUUGUGAUAACGGAUAUUGUUUGUAAUAUGUUGAGGACUGUUAUUGAUACGACACCGGAUGAUUUGGUGGCGGCGGUUUACUUGGCAGCAAAUAAGGUUGCUCCGGCGCACGAGGGAUUAGAGCUGGGAAUUGGGGAUGCCUCGAUUAUCAAGGCCCUCGCGGAGGCCUGUGGGAGGACUGAAUCACAGGUUAAGAGUCAGUACAAGGAUAAGGGAGACCUGGGCCUUGUUGCACAAGCUAGCCGUUCAUCUCAAUCGAUGAUGCGCAAGCCUGAUCCAUUAACUGUUGUCAAAGUGUUUGACACCUUUCGUCUAAUUGCUAAGGAAUCUGGAAAGGAUAGUCAGGAGAAGAAAAAGAAUCGUAUCAAGGCACUUCUUGUUGCUGCAACUGACUGUGAACCUCAAUAUUUGAUUCGUCUACUUCAGACAAAGUUGCGGAUUGGAUUUUCAGAGCAGACUCUAUUAGCUGCAUUAGGACAAGCUGCUGUAUAUAAUGAACAACAUUCUAAACCACCUCCUAACAUUCAGUCUCCUUUAGAAGAGGCUGCUAAGAUUGUAAAACAAGUUUUUUCCAUCCUUCCAGUCUAUGAUAAAGUAGUGCCUGCUCUUCUGACUGGUGGUAUAUGGAAUCUUUCAAAGACUUGUAGCUUUACACUGGGUGUCCCUGUGGGACCUAUGCUAGCAAAACCAACCAAAGGGGUUGCAGAAAUUGUAAAUAAAUUCCAGGAUAUUGACUUUAUAUGUGAAUAUAAAUAUGAUGGAGAACGUGCACAGAUACAUUAUAUGGAGAAUGGUAUAGUUGAGAUAUACAGUCGAAAUGCUGAGCGGAACACUGGAAAGUUUCCAGACGUUGUAGCUGCCAUUUCUAGAUUCAAGAAGUCCUCUGUAAAAUCAUUUGUUUUGGAUUGUGAACUUGUUGCUUAUGAUCGGGUUCAAAAGAAAAUUUUACCCUUUCAGAUCCUUAGUACAAGAGCUCGCAAAAAUGUGGUAGUGAGUGACAUCAAAGUUGAUGUGUGCAUAUUUGCUUUUGACAUCUUGUAUCUUAAUGGGCAACCACUUCUUCAGGAACAACUGAAAGUUCGUAAGGAGAGGCUUUAUGACUCAUUUGAAGAAGAGGCUGGGUUUUAUCAGUUUGCAACAGCCUUAACAUCAAAUGAACUUGAGGAAAUACAAGCAUUUCUUGAUUCUGCUGUUUCUUUAAGUUGUGAGGGCUUAAUUAUCAAAACAUUGGAUAGAGAUGCUACAUAUGAGCCAUCAAAGCGGUCACUCAACUGGCUAAAAUUGAAGAAAGACUACAUGGAAAGUAUUGGAGACACAUUAGAUCUAGUUCCUAUUGCUGCUUUCCAUGGCCGUGGGAAACGGACUGGCUUCUAUGGUGCAUUUCUCUUGGCAUGUUAUGAUGACAGGAAUGAAGAAUUCCAGAGUAUCUGUAAAAUAGGCACGGGAUUUACUGAAUCAGAGCUUGAAGAACGUUCUGCCAGUCUCCGCUCUAAAGUGAUUCCUGAACCAAAGUCAUACUAUCGUUAUGGAGAGAUGAUGAAACCAGAUGUAUGGUUUGAGGCUACUGAGGUUUGGGAGGUAAAAGCUGCAGACUUGACCAUUAGCCCUGUUCAUCGUGCAGCAAUUGGGAUUGUGGAUCCUGAUAAGGGCAUAUCUCUCCGAUUUCCUCGUUUAGUUCGUGUUCGAGAAGAUAAGGCUCCAGAGCAAGCUUCAUCAUCUGAGCAGGUUGCUGAGAUGUACAAUGCUCAAAAACACAAUCAAGCUAACAAUGAAGAUGACGGUGAUGAUGAUUGAGGAUUUCUGAUAUGUUUCUCCUUGUGAAGUUCUAUGCCUCUUGGAUGUUACAUUCUGAAUGUUUCCCUCCCUAGGUAAGUUUAUUCACACAAGGCUGGAAGUUACGGAUAUCAUUAAUUUCAAAUGUGAAGGGGAUCUUCAAUUUCUAAACUUUGCAAUGUAAAUACUAACAUUCUUUUUCUCGCUAGAUGGGCUAAUUUGUUAAUCAAUUUUCUUUAAGCUAAAACCUUUCAAAUCUGUCAUGCAAAUUGCCACCUAUAUUUUUGAAAAUCAUGGAAUGCUUUUGUGAUUGUUGAUUAGUAUUGCUUUUGAAUUUG